Molecule: messenger RNA, 2469 nt
Organism: Lottia gigantea (owl limpet)
Lineage: Eukaryota; Metazoa; Mollusca; Gastropoda; Lottiidae
Exons: 20
Coding region: 1-2469 (822 amino acids)
Biological process (GO): maturation of SSU-rRNA
Cellular component (GO): small-subunit processome; Noc4p-Nop14p complex; nucleolus
Source: RefSeq, a predicted model, not a curated record
AUGGCAAAGAAAAAGAGAAAUUUGUCAGACAGAACACGGGGAAAGAGAAAAGACCAUGGAAAAGUCAAGAGGACAAACCCGUUUGAAGUAAAGAUCAACAAACAGAAACAUCAUGUUCUGGGAAAGAAAAGAACCAAAUCAGAACAUGGGUUACCUGGUGUAUCAAGAUCUAAGGCAAUGAAAAAUCGUACAACCACCUUGCUAAAAGAAUAUGAAGAUAGAAUUAAAGUAAAUAAGGUGAUCGAUAAAAGAAUUGGGGAGAAAGAUCAAACUAUAUCUUUAGAAGAGAAAAUGUUGAAGAGAUAUGCUUUGGAAAGAAAGCAUGAAGAUAAGAAAGGGAAUAUAUUUAGUUUAAAUGAAGAAGAAGACCUAACUCAUUAUGGUCAAUCAUUGUCUAAUAUAGAGAAAUUUGAUAAUCCUGAGAUUAGUGAUGACGAGGAGGAUGAUGAUGAUCUAAAAAGACUGCGGGCAAAGAUUGUGGCAGAAGAACAUUUUGGUGGCUUUUUAACUAAGAAAUCUGAUGAAGAAACAGAAAAAUCCUUUAAAGAAAAAAUGGAAGAAGUUGUUGCCCUGUCGAAAAAAUACAAGUUUGAAAGACAAUCUGAUAAAAAUGAAAGAAUUGAAAUGACAGAACAAGCUGAUAAAGAAUACAAAGAAUUGUUACCAUUACUUGCUGGAAUUACUAAAAAUAAAUUACCUAAUGAGAAAGAAGAAGAACCUAGGAAAAAAGUUGAUGAUUAUGAUAUAGCUGUCAGAUCUCUACAAUUUGAAGCUAGGGGAAAGGCUACAGAUAGAUUAAAGACAGAUGAAGAAAUAGCUAAAGAAGAGAAAGAGAGACUAGAGAAAUUAGAGGCUGAUAGAUUGAGACGUAUGAAAGGUAUUAUAGAUGAUGGUGGACCACAGAUAACUCAUGUUUCAGCUGACGAUCUUCAUGAUGGGUUUAACUUGAAUGAAGACAAGAAAGAUAAACAGAGAGCUAAACAAUCAGUACAUUUUAAAGAUGGAAAGUUGGCAGGUGGGGAUGAUAUACUGGGUGAUGGAGAGGAGGAGGACAUUGAUGAAGAUGAGGAUGAUGAAGAGGGAAGUGAUAAUGAGGACAAUGAAGAUGAAGAUCAAGAGGAUGGAGAAGAAAUUAUAGAAACUGCAAAAAAAGAAUUACCAUAUACUUUCCCAGCACCAAAAUCUUACGAUGACUGGUUAAAUACAGUAAAUGGUUUAAAUACUGCAGAUCAAGUAGUUGUUAUAGAUAGAAUACAGAAACUAUAUCAUCUUAGUCUCGGACCUGGUAAUAAGGAGAAACUGGAGACGUUUCAAGGAAUCUUAGUGCAAUAUUUUGGUGAUUUAGCCCUACAAGAUCCACCUGAAUUAGCUCUAAUGAAUAAACUAGUACAGCCAAUAUUCAACCUGACUAAGAUUUCACCAGACAAGGCUGGUGAGGUGUUUCAACAAGAAAUAAUGAGCCGACAAGAAGAAUUCAGACAAAUUACAGAAAGAAAACAUGGUCGUGGAUUAUUUUUAGGCAUUGAUACAUUAUUAAUGUUAAAGUUGAUAUCUGUGAUAUUUCCUACCUCUGAUUUUCAACAUAAAGUCACCACUCCAUCUCUUAUGUUUAUGGCCCAGAUGUUGGCUCAGACACCUGUAAAUAAUGAAAGAGAUAUUGUUUAUGGUUUAUUUCUCUGUAAUUUAUGUUUAGAGUAUGUUAGUUGUUCUAAAAGAUUUAUACCAGAAGUCAUUAGUUAUUUACAUGGUAUCUUAUUUCUCGCUGCAAAUAAAAAUCCUAAAAAAUUAGAGAGAGUAUUUCCACCAUUUAAACCAGUAGGAGAUAAUAUAAAUAUGUUAAAUAUCAACUCCACUGAUCUCAGUAAAUUGAAACCAGGCCAGUUAGAUUUCGUCCACAUUUUAGCGAAUAUUGCAACCAUUAAAAGCUUAAAACAGAAUGAUAUCAGGCUAAAUAUGAUAUCAACAACUAUAGAAUUAUUGAUAAAAUACAGUGAAUUAUAUGACCAACUACCAUCAUACAGUGAAAUAUUUCAUCCUAUAGUCACCAUGAUAAGUAAAUUACCAUCAAAAUCAUACCCUACAUUACUACAGGAGAAAAUCUCACAAUUAGAGUCUUCAAUAGAAAAUAAAUCUUCUAAACCAAAGAAACCUUUACAAGUCCAGAAAAAUAAACCUAUUCCUUUGAAAAUGUUUGAACCUCAAGUGGAUGAGAAAUGGACAGGUAAAAGAAAGAAAUGUGGAGGAACAAAGGAAUUUCAGGAUACUCAGAAAUUAUUACAUAAACAUAAACGUGAAUUAAAGGGAGCUGUUAGAGAUAUCAGACGAGACUCUCAGUUCUUAGCCAGACAUCAACUUAAAGAAACCUUAGAAAAGGAUGCUGAGAGAAAACGAAAAGUAAAAGCCUUGUAUUCUAGUCUAGCCAAUCAGGAGGGUGAAGUUAGAGCUUUGAAGAAAGUCAAGAAGAAAUAG